Knipowitschia caucasica is the source of this 417-nucleotide messenger RNA. The record is from the annotation of a GenBank genome assembly. NCBI's taxonomy places the organism in Eukaryota, Metazoa, Chordata, Actinopteri, Gobiiformes, Gobiidae.
AUGCCCAUUCAGAAAACAGAACAACGAAUAUAUCCACUAUAUCUACCUCAUCUAAAAAUGGAUGCUGAAAUGAGUGAUACAGAAAAUAAGACUUCACCUGCGGCACCUGAGAAACAAUUGUCCGAAAACAAAACCAGGGGUCGCGGAGCCAAACUGCGCGGUCGAGGCGGUCGUGGUGGGAUGCGAAGUGGGAUGCGUGGUGGACGGGGAAUGAUAAAAGCUUUUGGUCAUCCUGGUCAUGUCAGAGGUCCAAUGUAUGACGGACCUUUUAAUGGAUUUCCACCUAUGAGGGGAAUGGGUAGAAUGCGACCAUAUCCUGACCCCAGUGGGCAUCGUGGAAGAGGGCUGAUGGGGCCUCCACGCCCACCACCCCCUCCAAUGCACCUCAGAGGCCCCUUUCCUCCAAUGCACCGGUAA